Messenger RNA from Coregonus clupeaformis (lake whitefish), 6580 nucleotides. RefSeq names its product pleckstrin homology domain-containing family G member 4B. Gene Ontology annotation, molecular function: guanyl-nucleotide exchange factor activity. Lineage: Eukaryota; Metazoa; Chordata; Actinopteri; Salmoniformes; Salmonidae. The record is from RefSeq and is a predicted model, not a curated record. The coding region runs from base 278 to 5752 and encodes 1824 amino acids. The transcript is spliced from 24 exons.
UAGCACCAGGAGAGAGAAAGCAGACCGGGAGAGCUAUUAGCAGCAGCAGAAGAACACCCGAGAGCUCCAAGAUUUUUUAAACAAUAUUAUUUUAUUCAAGUUUACCUGUUGCUAAAAGUAUAGUCCUCCUCACUAAGAAAUGAGAGACAACGUGGAUAGAAUGGAGAAUACUGUGGUCAGUUUGUCACCUUGUGAGACCCGCCUGUCUAAGGAUUAUUCUCCUGACUGGACUCUGUACAUCCCUGCUUAACUGGAUAACCAACACACUGUAGGAAACAUGAACACUGAGUCUCUGGACAGGUCCAUCCAGAACACUCUCUCAGCCCUCUUUCCCCCCUUCGAGGCCACAGCCCCCACCGUCCUGAGCCAGCUCUUCCAGGUAAUAGAGGAACGUUACCUUGGAGACGCCCUCCAGUGUCUGCUGGACUUUCUCAUCCCAGCCAAACACAUCCUUGAGAGUGUUCAGCAGGCUGCCUGUGCCCAGUACUCUGAUGUGGUGUUCCGCUGUGAGGGCUGGCCUCUGUGUCUGCAUGAGAAGGUGGUGAUCCAGCUGGCCCCGAUCAACCCCCUAUUGCUGUGCCCAGGGGAUUUCUACUUGCAGGUGGCUCCCUUCUCUGAGCAGGCCGCCCGCAUCGUGGUCUGGAGCCUGCUGGAGGAGGGACAGGGUCAGGAGGUGGAGGUGGAGGAGACACCCAUCCCUGAGACCUCCUACCCCUGCAUCUUCACUGAGGACUGGCUAGGGGAGCUCAACCAAGGACGCCAUGGUACUCCACUUAGCCACUGUAUCCUCUCCACAGACCAGGGCAUGGUGAAGGUGCCAUGGGCGCAGGUGACUCUUCCUGAGUUUGUGGAUAAACCCAGAACUAUGGCCUCAUCAUCUCUUCCCCUGGCUGCUGUUCAACAGGAGGUAGUGGCAGGGCCCGGGCCCUCAUUGAUGCUGCCUCACCCUGCCCCUGCGUACUCUGUGGAGACUAGGAUCUCUCCUGCUAAACAUGGCAUUGCGGUGUCGCUGCGUCUGGUGGACAGUAACUGCUCCAGGCUGGUUAAGGUGGAUCAGGAUGGGCCUGUGGCUAAGCCCAUAGGCUGGGUGUCUCCCAACACAUGGGACAGCCGCAGCAACAACACCUCUGAGGUUGAGGGGGAAUACGUAGAUUUGGUGGAUUUCACUAAAGAGAAAGAAGCAUUGCUCCUUAGUGGGGCUCACAGUCACAAACACCCCAGAGCGCUCAUGUUUAGGCCUGUUCCACUUAACAGGCCUGGUGUUCCUCUGGCUCCAGCCCUGCCCCCGUCCUUGGCCCCAGCCCUGGUCCCCAACUGGCCCGUCAGGGAACCCUCACACUGCGGCCGGACCAUCCAGUCCUCCGAGGAGUCCCCCUGCACCCCUUGCAUGAGGAGGAGAAUGGGCCAGGUGUCCAAAGCACAGGAGCUCAGGUGCCGGUACAGGGAGUCUUACCAUUCAGCACUGCAGAAUCCUGUUACCUUUGAGAGAGACAAUAGACUGAAUACACUGGCAGUUCUGGAGGAGGCUAGUCCAUGUGAGGGGAGGCUGGAACCAGAGGGUAAAGAACUAUGUCCUGGUGUCUCCCAGCAGUGCUGCCAUCCAGACCCAGGACAUCAUGACCAGACUCCCCCUGUUAAAACGGUUACUUGUAGGGAGUAUGGAGAAAGCAACACUAUAUCCAGUGGAAUUCUACAAGGCCUGAGUGACACUAUAGAGAACGAUGGGAGAUGUCCCUCUUCUCUGUCGACCACUGUUGUGGACACAUCAGAGAAUUGUGAAGUAGUAAUACAAGGAAGAAAAAUUAGGAGGGAUAUUGUCUCAUCUACAGAGAUGAUUCCUAGCUUACAUGUAGUGAAAUGUAAAAACGCCACAGCUUUUGGACUGGUUUCCCCAAAGAUGAACAGGCAGAGACUGCCCAAAGAUGUCUCCCAGGCUGGCCAACCCUCCAUGCCUGUUAGACACGGACACCAGACCCCUCCACCGGCCCCACCCCCUGAGACAACUCAACAGCCCCCGGGUCACUAUGCUGUGUCCAGGUCUAAUGUCCAGGCACCAGAGUCAGCAGAACCCAGCACUCACCCCCUCCAGAUGGGAAUAGCAUGUCUUACUGGUGGCAGAGACAGGACGGGUCGGUUGGUGGUUGAGGUUUACGGUGACCAGGAAGGUUGGAGAUCUCCUUCAGUGUCUAGUCUGGAACUCUGCAAACUCCUGCUCUACCUCCACUCUGUAAUCAGGAGAGAACUAAGAGAACUUGGAAUGACACUAGUUAUUGAUGCUCGGCAGAAUCCACCUCCAUCACAGUUCAAUAAGGCCUUGUUGAUGCUUCAGGAGCAGAUUCCCCAUGCAGUACACAGUGUCCUUAUUCUGGUGGAGAAAGAGAGCUGCCAUCGUCCAGAGAAAUGUCCUGGACAACGGAUUGAUGUAGUGACAUCACUGAAGGCGUUGCACAAGAUGGUGGAGGGGAGCCAGUUGACCUACGGCCUAGAGGGCACCCUGCCCUACAGCCACCAGGACUGGCUGCAGCUCCAUCAGAAACUUCAUCCCUUCAUGUCAGAUCUCCAGGAGGCUUCAGGUUUGCUACUGAGGGCCAUCAGGAAACUAGAGGGAGGUCGUAAGAUUGACAAAGUGCAGGAUGUACAGAGGUGUAUUCUAGAACAGAGAACACUGAUGAAGGAUGUUCUGGAGGACAACCGGUUGGUCGCUCUGCAAAGGGAGGGCGGAGCCAUGCUGGCAAGGCUGAGGAGGGAGAGUGACCUCAGAUACUCUCACUAUGAGGAUUACAGUGAUGCUGUAGACUCUGUGACCUGUAUGUACAACCAUGUAGAGGAGCAGGCCCAUGUGCUGGUGCAAAGAUCCAACAUGUCCCUGGAGCACCUUGAAUACCUGCUCCAACUCAGAGAAAUGGAGGGCCACUUCUCUAAGAUCAGGGAAUGGUUUGAUGCCGAAGGGGAACGGCUGUUGCUGGAGGCAGAAUCGGUGGAGGACUCCAGAGAAAGAGUUGCGCAUACUCUCCAGAGUUUCAGUGUAUUCCUCUCUGAAGCCAAUGAGCAGAAGCACCAGGUUAUGGCCCUGUUGACAGAGGCAGAGAAGAUCCAGGGCCCAUCUCCAUACCCUGAGACUGAGGUGUUCAGGACCAUGGUGUGCACUUUCAAGUCUGGUCUGGCUGACUUCCUCUCACGGGCGGAUAGGUGCCGCAGUGAGCUGGAGACUAUGGUCUCUGUGUGCAACUUCUGUGAACAGGCUACUGAGCUGGCCAAAAACUGCAGACAAUACCUGGACCAGGAGCAGGUUGGCAGACACCCAGAGACGGAUGAUGUCUCUACACUCCAGAUGUACCAGGAGAGCUUUGUCCAGUUCUCCCCAGAGCGCUUCCAGGAGGUGAAGGCCCAGGCGUGUGCUCUGAGGGGCUCCAGGGGCAUGCGGGUGUGGAACGUAGCCUGGCUCAAGUGUCAGGAGGUCAGACAGCAACUGGAGGAGAGACUGCAGGAUGUGGAGAGGGCCUUGAGGAACACAGGCCCCUGGCAAGAACAACAUAGACCUGGUGAGGAUCAGGCCACGGCUCAGACAGUGACUCAUCAUGAUAGAGCUCUGUUACUGCCCAGACCUGGUCCACCACACUGGUACAAUCCCCCAACAGGCUCUAUGGUGGGAAGGUAUCAUGGGACCUUGGAGAGCAGGAACAACUCUGUGACCUGCUGUAAUAUCAACUUCAAGUAUGAGAAUAACAGACCUUGUAAAGGGUCAAAGGCCACCACUGUGCAGGCCUCUCCCAACAUCAAAUCCAUUAGGAUAGCGGAGAGGGAGCCCAGCAGGAGAGAGGCCUGUCGAGGAAGGAGCGGAGAGGCCGCCACCCUUGCAGACUCACAGACGGUGGGCUGUGAGUGGUUCCCGUGGCAACGUGGGGACCUGGGCCGGUCCAUGAGCGAGGACUCGUGUGCGACCGCCAUGUCCAGUCAGUCUGAGGCUCGGGUCCAGACACCAUCCUGCUCCCACGGGCAACCCUCCUGCCGGAUCCUGCAGGCCGCUCAAAAGUUCCAGAUCUCACGGCAUGGCAGCUUCUGCUCAGCGGAGUCCUGUAGUGGCCGAGAGGGGAAUACUAGCUCAUCAGUGAGGAGGUGUAAGGGAACAACAUCUCUAGGAAGUCCAGAGGAGAACGCUGGCAGUGUAAUGAAGCUGCAGAGGAUCAUGGAGGAGCUGCUGUUAACAGAGAGGGAGUAUGUGCGCUCCCUGGGCUACAUCCUGACGCACUACCUCCCACUGCUGGAGAGGACUGACGUGCCUCAGGACCUGCGGGGCAAACGUGGAGUGAUAUUUGGAAACCUGGAGAAACUGUAUGACUUCCACAGCCAUUUCUUCCUCAGGGAGCUGGAGGCCUGUCAGACAGAACCCUUAGGAGUGGCUCGCUGCUUCCUAAGACACAGAGACAGUUUAGGCCUUUAUGCUCUCUACAGCAAGAACAAGCCUCAGUCAGACGCCUUAAUCCUUCACCAUCGCCAUGACAUCUUCAAGAGGAAGCAGCAGGAGCUGGGGGACCACAUGGACCUGUCCUCCUACCUGCUGAGGCCCAUCCAGAGGAUCAGUAAGUACAGCCUGCUUCUGCAGGACAUGCUGGGGGUGUGUGGGCCUCAGAGAGACAGGGACAGGGAAGAGCUCCAGGCUGCAGUCGAUGUGGUCCGCUUCCAGAUGCGACAUAGCAAUGACCUCCUCACCAUGGACGCCAUCCAGGACUGUGAUGUGAAUCUGAAGGAGCAGGGCCAGCUGAUUCGCCAGGAUGAGUUCAUCGUGUUCUUCAGAAAGAAGAAGUGCUUCCGUCGUAUCUUCCUCUUCCAGGAUCUCAUUCUCUUCAGCAAGACCAAGAAGACAGAUGUGGGCAAUGAUGUGUACAUCUACAAACAAUCUUUCAAAACGUCUGAUAUCGGGAUGACACAUAACUCUGGAGAGAGUGGUCUGUGUUUUGAGAUCUGGGUCCGGAGGAGGAAGUCCCAGGACACGUACACUCUGAAGGCUGACAGGGCAGAGGUGAAGAGGUCCUGGACCAGAGACCUGGAGCAGAUUCUCUGGGAACAAGCUGCCUACAGCAGAGAGCUGCGGAUGCAGGAGAGGGUGUUCAAUGGGAUGGGGAGGAAACCUUUCAUGGACAUCCAGCCUAGCGAGGCAGCAAUCUGUGAGAGGACCGUCAACUGUGUCCUGCUAGGAAGAGCCCUGGUGCCGUCUUGUCCACAAACAGAUCUUGAAUUUCUCCGGCCCAACUCCAUUGGUUCAGGCAGUAGUGCCUCUACCUCCUGCAGCCACUCAUCUUCCUCCUCUGGACGAGGUUCAUUACCUCCGGUUCGUUACCCUGGUAACCAGACACAAGGUGGGGAGACCAAUCAUAUGGUCUAUUCUUUCCCGGCGACUGUGACGGUGACGGAAGAGGAUCUCAGUAAUCAUCAUAAUCACCAGAAACAAAACCUUAAUCUCAUGGGCUGCACAGAGUCGUCGGGUGAGAGUGCCAGUGUGUUCAUCAGCUCGGAGCGCAGCUGCCUCUCUGCCAUUGGUGGAGAGGUGGAGGACUCGUCAUCAGUCACGUCCCAGAGUUUCCAGUCCCAUGUCACCCAGAGAACAGCAGCACCCAGUCUCAGGAAGAACAGCUCACCUGCUACCAUCAGGAAGAAGCCCUCCAUCGCUCCCAAACCACCAGCGCUGGCUGCUCCUCAGAGCCUGCAAAAGGGCAAAGAAAUGGUUGCAAUAGGAAAAUCAACAGAAGUUUAACCUGUGGAUUCAACGGAUGGUUUUAUCCAGUCAGCCUACUGAGAACAUGCUAUGGAUCUCUGAGGAGUGAUGAUGGAGUGCAGUCAAGCUGACCAUUCUGGCAAGAAGAAAGUUUGAAUUAAAAUUGUUUUUGAUAACAGAUACAGUAACUAGGACCUCUAGUUGAAAAGCACUGAAGAGAAAGUCACUUUUGUUUUUAAAGAGCUACUGUAUCUGGAAUAUUCUAGCUGAAAUAUCAUGAAAAUGAACACCUGAUGGACUGUGGUUAGUUUAAAGGGCUUAUGGUGUCCAUUCAUCUGAUAUACUACUUAAGCAACCACUUCUUGAUCAACUACUGCUUUAACUGAACGACUAUGCGUUUGCCAUCAUUGGCUCAUAGAACUGACUACCUUUUUUCUUGUAAUAUGAUUAAUAUUUCAGCUAUGAAUUUCAAUGUUACAAAUUUAUUUGGAAUUUGACACAUCCUUCCCUUGUGAUGUUGACUCUCUUGAUUACCCAAUUUUUACACACAUUUAACGCUGUUUAUAAUAACAAUGUAGACAUUGUCAAACUCAAACAACUGGCGAAAGAAACAUCAGUCUUGUUCCCAUCAGUUUUCUCUGCAGGCUCAGGGCAACUUGUCAGUGGCAUGCUUAGAUAUGAUUUGCUGCCCAGACAGGUAAAUAGAUUUGGGAUCAACUAUCCAGGGUCAAAAUAAGCCCACUGACAGGUGGGAAAGCAGAGUAGCCAAUCGAGGAUUUGGACAAUGCGCCAUUUAAGGUAAUUUCGGAUUAAGCCAACAUAUGCAGCGUUUACCAUGAAUGUGGUCUCCGUGAACACAGGAAUAUU